Molecule: messenger RNA, 6340 nt
Organism: Schistosoma bovis
Lineage: Eukaryota; Metazoa; Platyhelminthes; Trematoda; Strigeidida; Schistosomatidae
Source: the annotation of a GenBank genome assembly
GAAUCGUUGUCGACUAGAUUAACGCUACCCAAUUGUUUUUUCUACUGUCUGUAUCUGAGUCGUUUAAGGUAGAUUCUGAACGUGUUUUUUCCUAAAUGUUAACUUUUAGACGGUUCUACGAUUGCGUUUUGUUAAUUUUCCAUUUCUUUUGUGAAGAUCCAUUGAUCAUUCCCUAGAGAUAUUUAAAGAACGAGGAAUUUCCUCUUUUUGUCGCUCUGUGUUUAACAUAUGUUACAAGUAUUAUUUCCAUAACAAACUACUUGACGACUGCAGUUGGCAACAUCAGAAAAUGGUACAUAUUUAGAGAAUUGUGAUAGUAGACAGAUGUUUGAGCAACGAUCGUUAUGCUAAGUCCCAAUCUUUUAAUUUCGAGGAAGCCGCUUUAAAAAAUUGUAGGGGAAAAAGCACAAAAAACCCAAAAGUUUCCCCAGAUCUGGGGAAAUCUCCAAAAUUUCGGAGAAAACCUUAAAAUAAUGAGAUUGAAGUCCCAUUGUAGUUCAUGGUGACCUGCGAAAGAAAUUAAGGGUUAUGGGUUAUUAGGUCAGGUCUUUUCUUGGACACUUCGCUACGAUCAUCAUGAACCUUUUCUUUGUUUUGAAGGAUUCUUUGAUGGUUCUGUAUCCGUGAGAUUCCCACCCAAUAAGUGCAUUUCGCGCUUUUUUGGACAACAUCAGAACGACUCUUUGAGUGUGUGGAGCACUUGCCUCUUCGUGACCGGAGUACAGCGGCAAUUCUCUUGAAUCCAAUCUUUUCUGCCUAGCUUGGGUGCAAUCAGUUUCACUGGUUGGGAUGGUGUUGCCGACUCUAUGCUCAAUCUUCCUUCUUAACUCGGGCUUGUGAUUGUCAGUAACUCUAGAAGAGCUAUAGGCGUUGCAAAAAUGUAAUAUUUCUAUAACCUCGUCUGUAUGCAGUCUCGGACAAUCCAAAUCCAAUCACUAGUUCAGGUUACAUUACUUAGGAAAUGAUAUUUUUUAACGAACCCUUAUGAGUUAUCAUUCAGUAAUCUGAUGGCUCCAAUGACUUGAAAGAGUUGUUAAAUCUAUCUUACUAUUCCCGGGAAAGAACAUUCCAAUAUCCUGGAUUGGUCUGCAGUCGCAUAUAAAAACCACAAUUACGACGAACUCAAGUCAACUUCCUUGAAUUUUUUGUUAUGGUGGUUUUGAAAUUCUUUCACACACUGACCUUAUUACACAUCACACACUUAUGCCAAUUCAUUUACAAUUUUUUCAAUACCUCUCCUCAUUAUGAUCAUAAUUUUAUGGUAACAUUUCAAUACAAGUUAUUUAGUAUAUAUUUUACUCUUAGACGACCUCCCAUCUAUAAAUUUGGUCUGACUAUUGAAUAUACAAACUAUUGUGAUAUAAUGAACUCGACUUAUCUAAGAUAGGUUGGAUAAACGAAGCAUACAACCUGGAUGCUAUUGUCCUUGUAAAUUGUGGUUCCGAAAAAGUUCCCUAAGACUAAGCCUUAUUGUUCAUCCUUUCUUACUGACCUCGUUAGCUCUUCAUUCUUUCCUUUUAUAUCAUUCGUAACUAUUAGCUCCUACAAUUGGUUUUCGCUACUUAGUAAACAGUAGAUUUUGUCUUUAUACACCUUUCUGUAUGUAAGUACUACUCCUAAACCUUUGUUUAGCUCAUAGAUUACAUCAUUUCCCCCUACUUUGUUUACUUAUUGUUUCACCCCAUUAAAAAAAAAUCAACAUGCAUUUCUAACUGUAUCUUCCAUGUAACUACUUGUAACAACAGUCAUGUGGUGUGAAUUUAAAUCUGUCAUCAUUCUUUGAUGAAGGUACUGAUCUUGGUUGUGUCUACACGUUUUCAAAAUGAACGUUCUUAACUACCUUAUUGUCCAUUUUUCUAAAAUGUUCAUAACUUGGGACCAAGAAGUCCUUCUAAAUAUAUUGUCAAGAUGAACUCUACAAAGAUUGUAGUCAUUGUGACCUGAAUUUCUUGGGAACUUUGGCUUAUGCGUCUGUUUGUGUAAGCUUUUCAUCAACUCUUCUUUUUUAUACUCCAGAGAAAAUAAACUGAACAGAAAAGUAUAACUUUGAAUCAAUUUUUUAUUAUGCCUAUACACUCGUAUCUGUGCUGAUUGUACAAUCAUGUGUACUAAGUAGUCAGUGAUUGUGCUUUUUCGUUUAGUUUAUACACCAAUGAUUCAUGAUACUGCUGCUAAUAAUUCUAAAGAAUCAGGAAUAACUACAGGAACCUCAAUUCCUUCUCAUGAAAACCGACCUGGUAACAAUUCUUUACCAUCAUAUCGUAGCGGAGAUUUCUCUAGAACAAUGAAACGAAAAGCAUCUCGAAUCAGUCAUCAUAAAGCUAAACGUGAAAUGAGAAACGCACCAUGGACGCCCGGUGAUGAUUAUUUAUUGAUAAAUUCCGUUGUCAUGGUAUGUAACCUUACAGAAGUGUGUCACACUGUAAGAUUCGCUGUUCAUUUUACGGAGAAAGAAAUUGAACGUCGUUGGCGUGAUUUAUUAUUCGACCCAAUCGUAUCUAGCACUGCGCUGAAAGCAAUCGAGCACCUUCCUUCGUUUAUGAAAUCCCAAUUAGAUAGACAAAUACCAUUCAGUUCACAAGAGGAUAAUAUUAUAGCUCAAAUUUCUUUCUCCGAUGUCUAUCCAGACGGUGUGUUCAAAUCGCUUAAUAUACAUAGUCUGAAUCCCUCCAUAUUUACAGAAAUUUUACGCAAAUAUCCAACAGUAUUCUACCAUGGACGAGAUGAACUAGAUUUAUAUCGUCAGUGGUGUCGUUUCUACAGUUGCCAUUGCAUCGUUGUAAAAGAUGGUGUAAAGUUGAAGUCAAUACCUAACUUUAACACCUCAUUAUCGACUUCACCAGAUGUCAAAACAACAGGUGCGACGACAACAGCAAUAAAAAAUUGUGAUGCAUUAGGUGGUGAUCCACAAAGUUUUUCUGAUACAGAAUUAUUAUUAGAGGAGACAGUAACCAAUGCAGUCGUUGCAGGAAUCCCUAAAUUAACUGAACCAUCGACAGUGUCACGUAGACAACAUAUGCUAAAUCAAACAUCAUAUUAUGGUUUCCAAGGUCUUGUUACACAAACAGUCUUGGAAGUACUCCUUAAAGAAUAUUCUAGUCAAUUAAAUGAUUCACUUGUACAUCCUAGUCUACAGCAUCACUCUUCUCCGACUUCUGCCGCUUCUUCUUCUUCUUCAACAACAACGUCCAGUACACGUGGAACAAUAGCAACAGGUCUAGAGUUGAAAUCGUCAAUCGACCAUGAUCAGAGUCACUCACUACUAAUACAAGAAACAAGUAAUAAAUCACAUUUAUUGUCCUUUAUAAGUUCAUCACCUGUACCACCAUUACUAAGUAAUCAAGAAUUUGAUUUUAAACGUCGAUUAGAAUUACAUCGACGUCGCGGACGUUUGUGGGCACAUUUACGUCGAAAUAAAGAAGAGGCUAGACGUUGGACACGUCUAGUUGAAAUGUUUGUAACUAAUGGUCUAGAAAUAAUGGAUCCACAACCAAUUUAUCCAGCAUUAGCAUCUCUUACGGGAUCGAGAACACAAUUUUUGAUAAAAGAAAAAAAGGUUUUUGAUGUAUUUUUCUCACUCUGUGAUGUGAUAUCAAGAAAGCCCCAUUUUUGUGUUGUAUCGAUGCUCAUGUGGUAGGGCCGCUAUUAUAGGAGUAGUUAUAUGUUAUAUAGUUCGAUUAUUGAUUUAUUCGCCUAGGUUGAAUGUUAGACUUACUUACUUUUUCUGACAAGUAACUCAAUGACAUUGAGAUAGCGGCUGAAGUACAUACUUAACACCGAUUAACCCAGGAAACAGUUUCCCACACUCACCUACUCAAAGACCAGAACAGAACAACACAACAGGUAGAAAAACCUCUGCAGUACCACACAAUUCAGUUCGUGACUCAGAAUUCAUGUGAUUAUAUAGAUUAGUUAUCUGACAGCGCAUCAGCAUAAAUAAGAAAUUAUAGUACGAACGAAACUAUAUUAUACGUGGAAAAGAGAAUACGUAAUCGAUUCGUAAUUACCUCCGGAAAAUUCCCAUUAUAUUAAAAACGCAGUUGUAUGGACGAAGAAUAUUCUUUUCAAUAAUUUCUCAUCAGGUUCUACAAUUAUAAAUCCAAAUUAAUAAUCCAUAAAAUUGACCAGAUUUAAGACAGAGUACGCCAUUUGGAAAUUGUAAUAUGUGAAUUAAGAAUUAUUGUUUGUUAUAUCAAAUCAAAUCGUUAAUGUUGGGGCUGACUAAUCGUAAUUAAUUAAUAAUAACUUGAGGGAGUCAAAACUGAACAAUAGUACACGACAGAACAAUACAUCCAUAUGUUAUCUUCCUCUCAGUCUUGAAUUCCAAUUUCUAUCCAUGUAUGCUUUUCCAUUCAGGUUUUUCGAACCUUACUCUUAAGACUUAGUCUUUCUUCUAAUUUUUGCUACUAGAUUAUUUCGAUCUAAUUUGCUGUUUUUAUUUUGUGGUGCUAUUCAGGUAAUGUCAGUUCGGGCGAAAGAACAUCUGUAUCAUAUUUUAUGUUGAUUAUAUAUAUACUCGGCUUCCGACUAUACUGUUUACUUUACUUAAAGGCUACUCUCAAAAUUUUUCUUUAGUUUUACUCAUAUAGAGAAGACUACUUCCACAUGAGCUACAAAUUUUCCUCAUCAUUUAAAAAAGAAAUUUAUCACACUCUUCCUUCUUUCUUUGCUGAUAUUUUCUAGGUCAUAUUUGGUCGUAAUUCAUUCGUUUAUCAACCGCAUAUCGAUUUAUCAAUGGAAGGUAUUGCCAGUGGACGGAUAUCACGUUGUCAUGGUCAAAUACGCUUAAGUAAAGAUGGUAUAUUUUGGUUAACUAAUUUUUCAUCUCAUACUGUGUAUGUUGAUGGUAACCCGAUACUGACAGGUGAGUACUUGACGGUAAUAAUGUUUUUCUUUUCACUUUCUGUAUUUAUGAAUUUAUUAUGCGUGUGUAUAGACAGAUUGUGAUUCUGACGUUAAAAAUUGUCAUCGUGUAAAUUAGAACAUGAAUAGGAGGGCAAUAUUGUUUUCAAAUGAGUUCUUCGUCAGGUUUUACUCUCAUAUAUACCGAUAUAAAAAUAAAAAAGAAAUAUUUUGUUUUCACGAUAUAAACGAUAGUACGACUAGCGAUCAAGGUUUUGCUAAUACGAUACUGGAUACUAGAUCGAUAUGAUACAAAACAGAUUGAACCACGUUUUACCAGGUACAUGAUUCACAACCAAAAUAAGAGAACCAGAGCAUAGAUUAGACAAUACUUUAUUCAACACAAUUACAAAGCGGUCUACACUUAUUGAGUUCAGAACAGAAAUCAUUAAUAGGAAGGAAAAUCACCAAGUGUAAGCCGAGUAUCUGUUUGCCUGCGCUCAGUGACCAAUCAUAUCUUACUUCCACUAGCCAUACACCAUAUAUAAAAAUAUUUUUAUGGGCAUAAAUGAAGAAGCAUUGAAUUGAUCACGGCAGUUUACGGAUAGAUAGUAGCUACGACGCACGUUGCGUAACCAAACGUAGUCAUUAAGAAAUACAAAUACGGAUCGUAAGGUAGUGUUAGAACUAAUACUUGAGUUAGUGUUUCAACAUAGGAAAGAGGUCAGAGACUUGGGAAAACAAACGUUAACAAAUUAGUGUGAAACUCAAUAAAUGUAUUCACUAUAUAAAGAGAGAGGAGCAUUUUUAGUUCACAUUUGUACGUAACGAGCCAUCUUUUCCGUUUAUUUUCUAGGUGAAAUGUAAUUCAUUGUCACAUUUAUAAAAGUAAAAGUGAUUGUCAAGUGUACUACACCAUAAAACUAACUUCAUAUUGAUAGUGAUGAUAGUUCAUGUACGGUUCUUUUCUCUUCAUCUGAGUGACUCAUCAAUCACAACUUUGUAUCAAUGUUCUCUCGUCACGUAAACUAUCUGUAACCUACCCAGUAAUCAUACUUGUUUCUCAAGGAAAGUGAAAAUAGGAGGAAACAAUCACUCAAGUCGAAGAAUUAGAAUUAAUAGGCAAUUUAAAACGUCGGUGAAGGCUCUGACAAGAUAAAAGUCGUCUGAUCACAUUGAGAAACAAUGCGGACUUGUUUGGGAUGCGAUUCUCUCCCUCUAAACACAAAGUGUUACUUCACUGUCAGCACGCGAAUUAAUGAUAGGAAGGGAAGUAGUUGAAAGUAUCGAAUACUUAACUUAACUUGAGUCCUGAUAAUCUGAUGUUUGACAAAAUCUUGGCACGAAUUCAGAAAAUCCGUUGACUUUUUUCAACUUCGAUCACCUGUGGCAUAGGCGAGAUUAUCCACUUCUCAAAUGAUGGGCGACUUCAUUACUCAGCAUUUUGCUCAGUCCUACUUUACGAGUCUGAAACAUGGUGAUUAAGAAUAGAGGGUAU